CCCUAACCCUAACCCUAACCCUGGUGGGGGCGUCACUCUGGCGGGUUGUUGAUUGGACCGUGCCAUCCUAAUUCCUGUCCCAUUCCCCUAACCCUAACCAUAACCCUCUACAACCUAACCCUAACCCUAACCCUAACCCUAAACCUAAACCUAACCCCACUAUGGUAGGGGCCUAAACCUAACCCCACUAUGGUAGGUGCCUAAAAGCUAACCUUGUUAUAACCUGUAUCACAGUUUUUUCAAGGAAUAAGUAUUAGGUUAUAAAAUAUGUUGGGUCACAAUUAUGGGUCUAGGGAUGAAGUUCUCUGCCACCUAAUUAUGUCUUUUCUAUAUUCCAUGGGGAUAGAGCAUAAUUUAAGGUGAUUUAUAUUAUAUUUUAGUCAUUAUUUGUGCAUUAGGCAGUGUUAUUUUGAUUGAGAUGCAGUGCACUGUAGUCACUGGUUUUAUCCACCAGAUGGCACACGCAUAAUAUACAGACAGGACGCUUCAGGAAGCUGUUUUUUUCCACUGAGUGUCAUUAGACUACAUUACUCAUAAUGCAUGUCUCCUGCUUGACCAAUCGGCGGCAGGCAGUUCUGGUCUCUCUUCCUGCCUCGAAGAAAAGUUUGUCAUAAGCCCGGAGUGUUGAUGAAAGCAGAUUCCCGACCUCUAGUAAGCUUUUUGAACUUUUUCUUUAGACUAUUUUCUGUGACUUAUCUCGCCUGAUGAAGGUUUAAUGCCGAAACGUUGCUAGGAUUUGUCACAGUUGAUAUUUGCAAAUAAAUAGUACUAUUUUUUCGAAAUUUGAAUUUUUCAUUUUUCUAUUUUAUCUGCCCAUUGACACAUUGACAAAAUACCUCCGCAUUGCCUGCUUUACAUUUUUAACAAUGUCCGGGUUUUAUAAAAGUCAAAACCCUUCGUUCAUGGCUUGUGGCAAUAACACAAGCCAUGCGGCGCCACCAUUUUGGCUAACUGCCAGCGCCGAUGAAGAAGGGCGCGGCCUCAACUCUGUGUCGCGCUCUGGCCAAUCAGAUGAAGAUGGGCGUGGCCGAAACUCUGAGUCACGCCCCGGCCAAACAGCAGGCAAUAACAAUCAGAACGGAGAUGGGCUCCAAGACAACAAUUUCGGCCUCAAAAUUAAAUGCAUGCAAAACAUCAUCACGGUUUUGCAUCAUUUGGAAAACAUUAAUAAGUCUGAACAGCCACAGACUAUUUUUAAAAUGGCAAAUGCACUGGCCAAUAGGAUCAGGCCUGCAUUAAACAAUGCCGACACACAGGCUUGUAUUGCUAUUAAUGCCAAAAAUUGGGCAGAGGCUACAAUGGACAUUUUAAAGAAGCAUUACAUAAUAUCAUUGCAAAUUGUGAAGGACGAGCUGACUCCUGUAAUUGGCUACAACUGGAGGUCCUCCUUUUUUAUUGCUUCUAACUGGGCCAGAAAAAAGUUUGGCACAAAGAUGACCUUUGACACCCUACAACUGGCAGAGAGCCAAAUAGCUUCGCUGGUGGUGACACCCAAAGGCCACAACGCACGAGCUGUUCCAUCAGGACGGAGCGAUGGCGCCGGGGCGAAGACGCCUGUCUCUGCAUCCCAGAUUCCUCAGGCCAUGGUGGAGAUUGGCGGCGAGUUCCCUCCUCCUUCCUGCUUGGCGCCGGCUGUCCUGAUGUCUCCGCAGUCCGACACACACGCAGAAGCUUCCUGCUCCGCUCCUGUGACGCAAGACGGCAGACGAAGGCGAGAAUGCAGAUGGCCCGCGACCUGAGACGGAGAGGACGAGACGACUGAGCGCUGAACGCAUCGUGCCUCCUGACCACAGCUCGCGCACACCCGUCGGUGUCCAGCCAGCCACAGAGGUCGGUGCGGUGACUUGGAGGUUCCCCACUGACGGGCUGACACGCUGGUUCCAAAGAUGGACGGGCCUACCACACAAUCCCCAUAUUUCGGGUUGGUGUCUAAAUGGGGAGCAAGUGGUCUAAUUUUGUGGAUGUUGUCUGGUUUGCCUCCUUCAGGGACUUCCGGGGGGUUCUGCGUCUGGCGGAGCCCAACUUGGCGGAGGGUUGAUUGGACUGCGCACAUUCCCUUCCCCUUUUCUCUCUCUCUCUCUCUCUCUCUCUCUCUCUCUCUCUCUCUCUCUCUCUCUCUCUCUCUCUCUCUCUCUCUCUCUCUCUCUCUGUCUCUCUCUCUAUCUCACCCCCAAAACCUAACCCUAACCCAACCUAACCCUCCCCCAAACCCUAACCCUAACCCUAAAUCCUUACCAUAAACCAAACCCUAACCCUAACCCCCACCGUUCCAUUUCCUGUACAAAUCACACAUGCAAAAAAUUGACAAUGUUUUUGAUGGACUACUGUCACUAUUAUGCUACUUUUUGCAUUUUGUCUUGGAGCCACAGAGAUGCUAAUUUUAUAUCCUUUGUAAAAAUUGUUUUACAACUUCCUCUGUCGCCUGGUUAUGUGUCUUUUUAGAAUCCA
Messenger RNA from Entelurus aequoreus (snake pipefish), 2448 nucleotides. RefSeq lists its product as uncharacterized. Lineage: Eukaryota; Metazoa; Chordata; Actinopteri; Syngnathiformes; Syngnathidae. The record is from RefSeq and is a predicted model, not a curated record. The transcript is spliced from 2 exons. The coding region runs from base 867 to 1739 and encodes 290 amino acids.